GCAUCCAAAGUCCUCAGCACUACAUAUCCAAACGCAAUCAUGACAGUAACCGAAGCUGUAAAGUCCGCCAUUGGACUCUCUGGUGCUCCAUCUACAAGCGCAACCCGAGAACAAAUGAGCGAAGCCCGAUUACCUAUCGCAUAUCGUGAUGGAUGUGCCGGUCUAUUGAUUCCCCUCAAUCGUUGUCGGCAGGAGGAAUAUUAUCUUCCAUGGAAGUGUGAGCAAGAGAGACAUUCCUACGAAAAAUGCCAAUACGAUGAGUUUAAAAAGAGAGUUGCAAAGAUGGACGAAUUGAGAGAGGCCAAGGAUGGUGCAAGAAGCAAUUGAUAUGGGAGGGGCGAUCAUGAAUCAAUGGAUGUGUACAUAUGGCAUGGAAUGGAAUACAAGUUUGCAUGAUAUCGGUAUGGACCA
Messenger RNA from Botrytis cinerea B05.10, 411 nucleotides. RefSeq lists its product as hypothetical. Gene Ontology annotation, cellular component: mitochondrion. Bases 40 to 327 code for a protein of 95 amino acids. NCBI's taxonomy places the organism in Eukaryota, Fungi, Ascomycota, Leotiomycetes, Helotiales, Sclerotiniaceae. The transcript has 3 exons. The record is from RefSeq and is a predicted model, not a curated record.